Echinops telfairi (small Madagascar hedgehog) is the source of this 501-nucleotide messenger RNA. RefSeq names its product adipogenesis associated Mth938 domain containing (gene AAMDC). The transcript has 4 exons. Gene Ontology annotation, cellular component: cytoplasm. Gene Ontology annotation, biological process: positive regulation of fat cell differentiation. The record is from RefSeq and is a predicted model, not a curated record. The coding region runs from base 96 to 464 and encodes 122 amino acids. NCBI's taxonomy places the organism in Eukaryota, Metazoa, Chordata, Mammalia, Afrosoricida, Tenrecidae.
GCACGGAAACGUCUGCGCUAGCGAUUCCGGGGGAGAUUUCGGUGAGUUUUGAGGGGACCCUGGAGAACUGAAGUUGAACAACAAGAAGGCCUUCUAUGUCUUCCCCUGAAAUUGCUUCCCUCUCCUGGGGACAAAUGAAAGUCCAAGGCUCUACCAAAACCUAUAAGGACUGCAAAGUGUGGCCAGGGGGCAGUCGAGCUUGGGAUUGGAGAGAAACAGGAACCGAGCAUUCUCCUGGGGUGCAGCCUGCGGAUGUGGAGGAAGUUGCCAAGAAGGGUGUGCAGACUCUCGUGAUUGGCCGAGGGAUGAGUGAGGCCUUGAAGGUGCCCCCAUCCACUGUGGAAUACCUGGAGAAGCAAGGCAUCCACGUGCGGGCCCUGCAGACGGAGCAGGCGGUGAAAGAGUACAAUGCCUUGGCUGCCCAGGGAGUCAGGGUGGGGGGCGUGUUCCACUCCACCUGCUGACCAAGCCUCCAGAGGAGAAUAAAGCACUAAGCCAGCA